Molecule: messenger RNA, 2508 nt
Organism: Ogataea philodendri
Lineage: Eukaryota; Fungi; Ascomycota; Pichiomycetes; Pichiales; Pichiaceae
Exons: 5
Coding region: 1-2508 (835 amino acids)
Source: RefSeq, a predicted model, not a curated record
AUGUUGUACGAGUCCGAGGCGUCGAAAACAGCUCUAUCCAUGACGGAUCCGGUUGGAGCAGCAAUGUACUUGACACCAGAUCUAGCAGCUCUGUGGACGUUGUCUGGGAAUGGGAAGAAAGCGUCGGACGACAAAGACACGUCUGUCAGCUUGUCCAGCCACUCUUGCUUCUCCUCAGCAGUGAGCGGAGUUGGGAUCUCGGCAAACUUGGAUUCGUACUCGCUCUUCUCUGGCUCGGAGGUUGGGAUCUGGCCAGUCACCAAGACGGGUGCAGUGGAUUCUGGACUGCUGUCCGGCACCCAGACCGAUCACCAUACCGUUCUUGGCGUAGCAGACAGAGUUGGAUUGGGUGUAUUUCAAAGCGAUGGUAGCCACAGUCAAAUCGAUGGAAGCCUGCUCGGUCAAGUCGGUGUUCUUGGAAACGAACUCCUUGAAAGACGAAGAGUUGAUGAUGGCGUCGUUUCUCUUUUGCUGCAAAGUGAUUCCGUAAACCUGUCUGGACUCUGUCGACUUUGGUGUGUAAUUAGGAUCGAUUUGCAAAACACAGUACUUUCCACCCUUCUUUUUCUUGAGAAUCUCAAGGGCGGCUGGCUCGUAGCCUGGAGCAAUCACACCGUCACUGACUUCUUUGGAGAUGAUCGAGGCGGUUGGCACAUCGACAAUGUUGGAAAGAGCAAUAAAGUCACCGAAAGACGACAUUCUGUCGGCACCUCUGGCUCUGGCGUAGGCAUUGGCCAAUGGGGAAAGGUUUUCGAUGUCGUUGACAAAGGCAUCGAGCAAGUUGAUGUAACCUGGAGAUCCGCUCAACACCUUGAAAGGAAGCUCACCAUCAGAGACAUAAGCCUGAGCUGGCUUUUGGUGAGGAUUAGCACCGUAUCUCAAUGGGAGCUGAGAGACACCCUCAGAGUACUUCUUUCUGAAGAAGUCGGAGAUGGCACUGUCGUAGUCUGCGGUGUGUUCAAAAGCCUUCAAAGCGAAGAUCUGUCUGGCCUCGUUGGAAACGUCACCUUUAGCGGCCAGUUCCUCCAAGAAAUGAGAGUAGUCCUUAGGAUCGGACAAGAUGGUCACUCUGGAGUGGUUCUUGGCGGCAGCUCUGAGCAAGGUGACACCACCAAUGUCAAUUUCUUCGACAGCCUCUUCGAUGGUGACAUUGAUUUUAGCAACCGUCUGCUUGAAUGGGUACAAGUUGCAAACAACAAAGUCGACCUUUUCGAUGUUCUGCUGGGCGAGAUCGUGUUCAUCGGACUCGAUGUUUCUUGCCAGAAUACCACCGUGAACGGCUGGGUGCAAAGUCUUGACACGGCCGCCCAACAUUUCUGGAGCGUGGGUGAUGGUGGAAACAUCUUCCACAGGGAACCCAGAUUCCCUCAAAAGUCUGGCUGUUCCGCCAGAGGCAAGCAGCCGAACGUCUGCGGCAACAAGUCCCUUGGCAAGAUCCAAGAGACCUGUCUUGUCAGACAAGGUGUUGUGUUGCUUCCAAGUGUGUCUUCUUCCCUUCUUGGUCUUGUUGAACAAGUGACCCUUUUGGAUACCUCUGGACUUCUUUCCAAUAGCAGUAAGACCUCUGGCUUCUCUGUGCUUGUGGACAGGGUUGGCGAUCCAGUUGUAUCUAGCGUCUCUUCUGAUGGCCUUGUGUUGUGGGUCAACACAAAUGACCUCGUAGUACUUGUAGGUAGAGUCCUCGUUGAUCCAGUAAGAGUUCAAGACUCUCAAGUUAGCAGCCUUUCUACCAACUCUCUCCUCGGCAGUGGAUCUCAACGACUUUUGGUACUUCAGUUGGUUGACACCCUGGUUGGUUGGCUUACCGUAAGUAGCACCCUUUGGAACAGGUCUCUUUCUGCCACCUCUUCUGACUCUGAUUCUGAAGAUGGCGAAACCUUGCUUGGCCUUGUAACCAAGUCUUCUAGCCUUGUCUGGUCUAGAUGGUCUGGAAGCUCUGUGGAUCACAGACUUCUGUCUGUACUCCCAGCAUCUGACUCUGAGAAGGAAUCUCAUGACAUCAGACUGCUUCUUUCUUUGCAACUCUUCAAGGUACUUGUAGGCUCCCAUGGUGCUAAACAAACUGCCAACGAUGCUCAAAAGAAGCUGAACAAGUCCAAGGACCAAUUGGAGAAGGAUCUGGACUCGUCUGCCAAGGACGCCAAAUCCAAGAUUGACGACCUGUCCAGUAACAUCUCCAAGAGGGUGGACGAGUUUAAGGAUGACCUUCCAGAAAAGGAGGCCAAGAUCAAGAACUACUUCAAAAAGGUGUACAACUCGGUUGUCGGAACUACUUCUAGUUUCUACACCAGUUCUGUGGAGACCGUGAAGAACAACCCAAUCACCUCUUCCCAAUUGCUCUUGGCUCUUGUCGGAACUGCAGGCGCUGUUAUCACUCUUUCCCAAGACCCAACCACCUUCGAUAGAUGGAUCUCCAAGAGAGAAAACAGGUUUCUUCUUAGUGGAAUAGCAACCACUGUGGCUGUCCUGGAUGGCUUGUUCAUUAGCUACGUCAAACAGAAGAAUUAG